AUGAGGUCAGCUUGCGGGCAAGCUCGGCGUAGACAACGCCGGUUCUUUUCUUCGGUUACUGCCGACGCGUCGCUGCAUUCAGGACUGUCUCUGGCUGAGGCUUCGAGGAAGGUGCAAGAGGGGGAUGUGCGGCCUUCCGAGCUGGCGGAGGCUUGCAUCAAGCAGAUGGAACGGUCGAGCUGGCUGAACUGCUUCGUGACGCGGUGCUUCGAUUCCGCGCGGUUGGAAGCCGAAGCGGCAGAUGCGCGGCAGGCCAACGGGACUCUCACGGGGCCUCUUGACGGCAUCCCGUACGCCGCGAAGGACAACUUCUGCACCCUCGGCGUUCAGACGACGGCAUCCUCCGCCGCCCUGGCCGGCUUCACGCCGCCCUACGACUCGACACCGACAGGCCGCUUGCGGCAAGUGGGGUCGAUCUUGAUGGGCAAGACCAACAUGGACGAGUUCGGCAUGGGGUCGGGGACGCUCUUCAGCGAGUACGGCCGGACGCUAAACCCUUGGUCUCCCGAAAGCCCGGGCGACGAGAAGAACACCGAGGCGCCUUUUUUGGUGCCGGGAGGGAGUUCCGGAGGAAGCGCCGCGGCGGUAUCGUCGGGGUGCAGCUUCGCGGCGUUAGGGUCGGACACCGGGGGGUCCGUGCGACAGCCCGCGGCGUUCUGUGGCGUGGUCGGGCUGAAGCCGACGUACGGCUUGAUUCCGCGUCAUGGGCUCAUCGCCUACGCGAGUUCACUGGAUACACCAGGUGUCCUCGCACGCUCCAUCUUGGACGCCGCCAUGGUGCUGGACGUCGUGGCAGGGCCGGACUCGAGGGACUCCACCUGUAUACCUGCCGGGAAGGGUCGCGCCGGCGGUGGCGGCUUUGCGUCCGACCUGCUGGGAGCGGCGGCAGCGGGGAGCUCGUCGUCGUGGCCGCUUGAAGGCGUUACAGUCGGCAUCCCGAAGGAGUUCAACGUGGAGGAGCUGGACGCCGGGGUGCGCGAGGCGUGGGAGAACACCGCCAGAACGGCUGCCGCGCUCGGAGCUGCGGUGGUCGAAGUGUUUAUGCCGUCGGUGCCGCAGGCGCUAGCUGCGUAUGCCGUGCUAGCCAGCGCCGAGGCCUCCUCGAAUCUGUCUCGCUACGACGGGCUCAGGUACGGCGCACGCACCGGACAGACCGCUGCGUCAAGAGGGGAAGGGGCGGCGGUUGGUGGAGGAGGCAUCUUUCGCGACCAGGGGGAACUCCACGCGGAGAUCACCAGGACGCGAACCGCGUACUUCGGAGACGAGGUGAAACGCCGAAUCCUGACGGGCUGCUUCGUCCUGUGCGAGUCCGCAUACCACGAUUACUACGAGCUGGCCAUUGAGGAAGGAACGAUUGGCCAUCGGUGAUCGGUCCUGUGGGAACAAUGCUCCGUCCUCUCGAGGACGCGUGGUCAAUGGUCUAACCGCUAAGGCAUGCAAAGCAUAAGAGUACGCC
Ectocarpus siliculosus is the source of this 1456-nucleotide messenger RNA. The record is from the annotation of a GenBank genome assembly. Lineage: Eukaryota; Phaeophyceae; Ectocarpales; Ectocarpaceae.